Messenger RNA from Rhodamnia argentea, 1084 nucleotides. RefSeq names its product putative F-box protein At5g60060. Bases 8 to 1084 code for a protein of 358 amino acids. Lineage: Eukaryota; Viridiplantae; Streptophyta; Magnoliopsida; Myrtales; Myrtaceae. The record is from RefSeq and is a predicted model, not a curated record. The transcript has a single exon.
AGCUCACAUGGAGGGAACCAGGAGACGUCCAUGGUCCGAUCUCCAGCCGGAGCUUCUCUCCAUGAUCGGCUGUCGGCUCCACACUCGCAUGGACGUCCUCCGGUUCCGCAGCGUCUGCUCUUCGUUCCGCUCCUCCAUCCCCACGCUUCGCCGCGACGCUUCGCGAUUCCCUUUCAGAAUCCCUCGCUCGCGGAGGCCCGACCACUUCCUCAGCGAGAGCACGGUCUACGCUCUCGAGACGGCGGACGGAGCCGCCUCCGGUCGCGCUCGAUGGCUGCUGAGGCUCGAGGAGUCGGAGCGCGGGUACAUUCGGAUCCUCAGCCUCUUCUCGCGGCGGCGGAUGGCGUCCUUGCCCCGCGAGCUCCCACCGGUACUCGAUUGUCUCCAAUUCCGAAUCAUUGAAAUCUGUAGAGAAUACACGCUCGAAUAUGACGGUAGAACUGGAGAAGGUUUGGAGAAAGUAGUGGUGCAUCCAUAUUGUGUAAGGGCUGAUCAACAUCAGUGUUUGGUUUAUUUCAUUGAUGUGGUAGGGCAAUUAUGUUAUUGGAAGUAUGGGGAUGAGAAUUGGAGUCAUUUAGGCGGGGGUUAUGACGACAUUGUAGUCUACCAAGGCAAAGUCUGCGUCACCGAUCAGUUUGGGUCGGUUUCGUGGAUCGAUUCAUCUUUCAAACUUCAAAAGUUCUCGUUGUCAAUCGACGCCGGCAGCUGUCGUUGCCAUCGCCGCCACAGGAAACGUUUGGUGAUCUCAAGUGGUGAUCUUUAUGCAGUGGACGAAUGCAUUAGACAUGGCGGGGCGCGUCAUUUUAGAGCCUACAGAUUGGAUCGAGAAUGUUGGAGAUGGAAGGAGGUGAGAAGCUUGGGCAAUUCGGCUUUCUUCCUCGGCAACGGCCGGUCGUUUGCGGUCCCGGCGACCGAGAUCGACGGGUGCGAAGGGGACUGCAUCUACUACGUGGAGAAUGCCUCUUCCUAUUCUUCCUAUUUCUGGGAAGAUGUAAAGGCGUUCAGCUUGACGGAUCGUGGCCACAAGGACGUGGAUUUCUGGUUUAUUUCGUUGAUGAAGAGAGGGGCAAUUACUCUAGAAUGA